UUAAGCUUUAACUUCUCCUCAUCCUCUGCUUCAACUUCCAUUCAUUUUCCUCUCUUCUGCUUCUGAGCUCAGAUCUCUCCAACAAACUCCAGACUCGCUCCUCCAAGUUCGAGUUCACUCGCGUAAUCGCUUCAAGUGGAGAAAUUGAUCGUUGGUUAAGUGGAUAGAGCCAUGACUACGGAGCUUUUCGAAAUUCAGCCAGGCGAACUUAAAUUCACUUUCGAGUUGAAGAAGCAAAGUUCAUGCUUGAUACAUCUUAUCAAUAAGUCUGAGCAAUUUAUUGCUUUCAAGGUAAAAACUACAUCUCCUAAGAAGUACUGUGUGCGACCCAAUACUGGCAUCAUUAAGCCCAAAGAUACAUGUGACUUCACAGUCACCAUGCUUGCUCAGCGUACAGCCCCACCUGAUGUGCAAUGCAAGGACAAAUUCCUGGUACAAGGCACAGUCAUCCCCCCCGGAACAUCUGAAGAGGAUAUCACAUCUGACGUGUUUGCGAAAGAUAGCAGCAAGCACAUUGAAGAGAAGAAGCUGAAGGUUUCUCUAGUAAGCGCAACACCGCCUCCGGUUUUGUUACCAAUUAAUGGAGAGUUGAAACAAGAUUCAAGUCAUGAAAUCUCCAUGCCAAAAGAUAGAAUGCAGAAUGGAGUUGAAAACAUACCUCCUCAUAAGGUUGCAGAAGAUGCCAAUGGACUUGAUACCUGUGAACACAUAGAUGAACUUAGACCAGUUGAUACCGCUGUACAGUUAUCUCCACCUUAUAAGGUUGCUGAGGGAGUUGACAAAGUUGAUGCUUGUAGAGAUUCAGAUGAGAAUAGAGCAGCCGAGGAUGUUGCAAUGAAACAAAAUGAGGGUGUGGUGGCCGAACCAAUUGACAAUAUUGAAACAACACCAUACGGGGAAACUGAGGAAUUGAAACCAGUGAAGGAUGUGCCAGAGUUGAACUUAACUAAGGACUUUGAAGAACUGAAAUCAAAGCUAACUAUCAUGGAUGCAGAACUACUAGAGGCUGAAGCUACCAUAAUGAGGUUGAAACAGGAGAGGAUGGUAACCACUCAAGAAAGGGGAAUGCUUAAGCGUGACUUGGAGACACUCAGAAAAACUGGCCAAAGAAGUAUCCAAGUAGGCUUCCCCUUGAUGUAUGUUGUGAUGGUUGCUUUCAUCAGUCUUGUUGUUGGAUACUUUAUCCAUCCCUAGCAGAAGCAGAACAAAGCAGUGGGGCUCCAUCAGGUACUGUUUAAUAUCUGUUCUUUUUAGACUUUGGACUUGGCUGCUGUCUUUGAUCAUUUAGGGUAGAAUUUUUAUUGUUGUAUAUGACUUGGUGUGUGCUUCUCUAUAAUCACGUGUAAAGCAUUUUUUUAGAAUCUACGUAGGAAUAACGAUAGGGAGGAGUCUAUAAGAGCUAUGGAUACGAAUGUCUAACCAGUUGAUCUGCUCGGGUCGACAUGUACAAAGAUAUUGAUUCUUUCUUAUUUCUUCC
This is a messenger RNA of Momordica charantia (bitter melon), 1477 nucleotides long. Its product is annotated as vesicle-associated protein 2-2. Gene Ontology annotation, cellular component: plasma membrane; endoplasmic reticulum membrane. Lineage: Eukaryota; Viridiplantae; Streptophyta; Magnoliopsida; Cucurbitales; Cucurbitaceae. The record is from RefSeq and is a predicted model, not a curated record. Gene Ontology annotation, biological process: endoplasmic reticulum membrane organization.